This is a messenger RNA of Dendrobium catenatum, 1522 nucleotides long. Its product is annotated as protein TRIGALACTOSYLDIACYLGLYCEROL 1, chloroplastic. The record is from RefSeq and is a predicted model, not a curated record. Gene Ontology annotation, cellular component: ATP-binding cassette (ABC) transporter complex. Bases 171 to 1190 code for a protein of 339 amino acids. The transcript is spliced from 2 exons. Lineage: Eukaryota; Viridiplantae; Streptophyta; Magnoliopsida; Asparagales; Orchidaceae. Gene Ontology annotation, biological process: phospholipid transport.
CUAUCAAUUUAACAUCUCAAGGUGGACUGCAAGGCCCAAUAUUUGUUCUGUUGUCAUCCUUCCAUUCGAAUCCUCGAGCAAACAAUUUCGGCGGCCAUGGCCGAAAAGCAGAGCCACUUCGUGGCAAUUUCAAGGAGAUAGCGGCUGGAUUGCACCGAUCCUCUUCAUCCAUGGAAGCCUCCACGCUCUCCCGAUCUCUCGCUUCCUUCUCCUUUUCUCCACGGUUCUGCAUCGCUCAACCCAAGAGGAAUCCCCUGAGUCUCGCGACGCGGAUUCCUUUCCUUCAUCACUGCCGCCACUUCCGAUCCCAAACCCCUCCUUUCUCCGUUCCUCACUCCCUCCCUGAACAGAUCACAAACAAUGCGCCGGAGACUUCUCCAGCUCCAUCGCCGCCGCCCCUCCUCGCCAACUGGACCCCUCCUCGUACCCUAUGGCGUGGCAUCUCGGCGCUUAUUCUCGCCGGCCAAGUCAUCCACCGCGCCCUCACCUUCCGCGUCCACCGCCGCAACACCCUCCAACAACUCGAUCGCGUUGGCCCGCGUUCCCUCGGCGUCUGCCUCCUCACCUCCGCCUUCGUCGGCAUGGCUUUCACCAUCCAGUUUGUACGCGAAUUCACUCGUCUCGGCCUCCAGCGCUCGGUCGGAGGCGUCCUCGCCCUCGCCUUCGCACGCGAACUCAGCCCCGUCGUCACCUCCGUAGUCGUCGCCGGCCGCGUUGGCAGCGCCUUCGCCGCCGAGCUCGGCACCAUGCAGGUCUCCGAGCAGACGGACACACUCCGUAUCCUUGGCGCCCAUCCCGUCGAUUAUCUUGUCACACCCCGCGUCAUUGCCUGUGCUAUCGCGCUUCCUUUCCUCACACUUUUCUGCUUCACCAUUGGCCUCGCGUCUAGUGCACUCUUGGCUGAUGCGGUGUUUGGCGUUAGCAUUGACAUUAUUCUCGAGUCUGCACGCCGUGCGCUGCGGCCGUGGGAUUUAAUCAGUGCCAUGAUUAAGUCGCAGGUGUUUGGUGUGAUAAUCUCUGUGGUCAGCUGCGCCUGGGGAGUUACUACACUCGGUGGAGCUAAGGGCGUCGGGGAGUCGACUACAUCGGCUGUGGUGAUUUCUCUUGUUAGCAUAUUCAUUGCUGAUUUCGCCCUUUCUUAUUGCUUCUUCCAGGGGGCGGGGGAUUCUCUCAAGCAUGCCAAUGGUUAAGCUGAUGGUGGCUUCGCUCUUUACAAUACCAAGUUUUGUCUCUUUAUCAAAGAGGAUGCUUUUCGUAGGAAGAGAAAGAGGUCCUAUCUAUCUGGUUAAGUUGGGCAUAUGCAGUGUGUUUCAGGUUUGCUUUGUUCUUCUCUAAAAUCAAGGUAUUUGUUUCAUCUAAAUUGGAGAAGGUGUAAUUUUGGAGUUACAUGGGAAUGUGUGCAUAGAAAAGCUCGAGGCCAUUAUUGAAAGUAUGUUGAAUUAUUCCUCAGUUGAAGUUUGUCUCUCUGGGCUGACUUUUUAUUUGGCAUUCUAAUGGCAAAAUGAGUUUCUCAAUUUUUAUG